Rhinocladiella mackenziei CBS 650.93 is the source of this 1251-nucleotide messenger RNA. RefSeq lists its product as uncharacterized. The transcript is spliced from 3 exons. The coding region runs from base 1 to 1251 and encodes 416 amino acids. The record is from RefSeq and is a predicted model, not a curated record. NCBI's taxonomy places the organism in Eukaryota, Fungi, Ascomycota, Eurotiomycetes, Chaetothyriales, Herpotrichiellaceae.
AUGGCGUUGUCCGCUGCCCUUCCCGAGACACUUCGUUCUGUCACCUCAACCAAGAUCCAGGAGCUCAGAAAACAAAGAGACCAGUUUGAAGCCUUCAAAAACCAGGCUCUCAACGACGCUGAGCCAGCAACUGACGAUCUCGAAAAGACAGCCCUCCUCCUCAAUGCGGGCUACCGUCAUGCUGGAGUCCAAGUGAUGGAUGACGAUUUUUCUGGCGCCCGAAAAGAUCCAGCAUUUACUCCCGAUUUAGUUCGAAGGAUGCAAACCGACUUGCUCAAAGACCUCGAGCUUGAAAGCGUCCAACGCGAACGUGCUCAAUUCUUCUCUGAGCUAGUUACUGAGUGGCUCUCCAGCUCCGAAAGUUCACGUGCAGACCAACCGGCACAGGACGUAAUGGAGGAUUCUUCGUUUGAGAGUGUUGGUCGAAAGGAGAUGCAUGAACAACGAGCUCAAGACUAUCUCAAUCAAUUAUUCAAGAAUGACGAAGCAGUCUCAAAUGCAUUCAAGGAGAUCGAGACUAGUACCAAAACGUACGGAGAUUUGCUCCAACGUACCAGCGACUUCUUUAGCCCUUCUCUUAUCGAAUCCACCGUUCAAGGAGUUCUUCAGACCGAUUUGCUGUCUGGAGAAAGAACUGCCACUUUGAAAUCCUUCCAAAACAACAAGGUGGUCCUUCAAGAAGUCGCCGAUGUCCUCAACAUGAGAUUCUCCUCCCUUGAAACGUGGAAAUGGACCACGAUCCACGGUGCCAUCCCCGUCGAACAACGUCGACAGUUGAAUGGCAAAUAUCGAGUCUUUAUGGAUGAAGAUGUUCUCGACGCGCUGUUGCUACACUCAAUUGGUAUGAAAUGGACUAUCCAUUUCAAGUCUUGUUUGACCAACUUCUUUCAGUCUUUGGCCUGGAAGACCGCAACCAGAAACAUCCCGAAGAUUGACCAGGACCGGCGUUUGUAUUUCCUAAACGAGACUGAUGUAGCAUUCAAUACCGUGGAUCAAAGACGCUGGUCUCAGUACAAAGAAGACUAUUUUCUCACGCAGCUCCCAAUGGUAGAGUCUGAAGGCACUCGGGGUUAUGGAGAUGAGGAUGACGAGCUUCCAAAGCAAUCAAGGAAAAGCCCUCUCGAAAUCAAACAAAGCCUGCUUCAUCUUCUCAUCACUGAGGCUCUCAUUGCCAAGCAUCUGCGUCCCGGUAUCUCUCACCACGGUCAUUCGGUCCGAUUUCCAGUGGUUUGGUCCCUCUCUUCCUCAUGA